ACACAUUCUUACAAAAUAAAAUUAACGUUGACUAUUACUUUUCUUCUCUUCAUUACUACUAGACUAGUAAGAAAUAAGAAUGUUUGAAUAUAAAGUAAUUUUGUGAGAGAUAUAUAUAUAUAUAUAAUAAUACUGGAAGAAUUUUAUUUUCUGCAGAUAAUCUCCUUUACAGUACAAUCUACCACCAGGAAGCUACAUGUCCAUGUCUGAUCAACUCAUUGACUAUACCAAAUAACAAUUUUCGGGACAUUCCAUUAGGGAAAUUGUGAGAUUUUCCUUUUCUUUUUGGGUAUGUUAUCUUAGUACUAAUCACGAGGGAGGAAAACAACUUUGGUUGAAGGUGCAUAUCAAAUCAACUAUAUAUACUGAUGAAAUGGAACGUAGUUCAGGUGUUCAAGAUUUUCCAUAUUAUUUCCAAGUUAAGGUGCAUCGAUUAAUAUGCGUAGAGCUCCUGAAAUUCCUUGAUAGAAUAUCACAGAUAUUUUCAGCCAUCGAGUCUUCUCGACCACGAGGCUCGUCUGCAAUACCAGCACUAUGCUCAUUGCAAGAUUCAAUGGAUAAAGCCAAGUCAAUAAUUCAGCACUGCUCUGAGUCUAGUAAACUUUAUUUGGCAAUUACUGGAGAAACGAUACUGUCAAGAUGUGAAAAGAUACGUAAAACCUUGGAUUCUUGUUUAAGCCAAAUUCAAAAUAUGGUUCCAUUACUGCUGGCUGCAAAGGUAUCAGGAAUCAUUCAUGAUCUAAGGAAUGCAAAUUUUCUAUUUGAUUCUGCAGACAAAGAGGCUGGAAAUGCUAUACUAGCACUGAUGCAGCAGGACGUAGCUGCCGCCACCGGAAAAGAACUCGAGGCUUUUAAACUUGCAGCUCUACAGCUUAAAAUUACAUCCCCUUUGGCAGUGUUGAUAGAGAAAAGGUCUAUUAAGAGGCUGAUUGAUAAAGUAGGUGAUAGUUCAAAAACAAGGAAAAAAAUAUUGCACUAUCUUUUGAAUCUUCUAAGGAAACAUGGGAAUGUGAUCUUGCAAUGCCAAAGCAAUAGUACCACAUCUGCUGAAGAGCUUCUUGAUUAUGAUGAUCAGUGUGUUUCAUCACCCGAACCGCCUCAAGAAUUUAAAUGUCCCAUCUCUGGGAGGUUGAUGUAUGAUCCUGUGAUUAUUGCCUCUGGGAAGACAUUUGAGAGAAUUUGGAUAGAGAGGUGGUUUGAUGAGUGUAAUCACACUUGCCCCAUAACUAAUACAAAGCUUGAUCACAUGUUAGUCACUCCAAAUUGUGCAAUGAAGGCACUCAUCACAAAAUGGUGUUCCAUCUAUGAAAUUCUUAUUCCUAAUCCUUGUCUACAACCUUUUCCUGCUUCGAUUUCAAGGUUAAAGAUUUCAGGUUACAGUUCUAUUGUCAGCUUUGGCAGUUCUAUGGGCCAUUUGAAACUUCAGAUCAGCAAUGUGUCAAUUCACUCUUCUAGCAAUAGUUGCGGUUCAGAUUUAUCAGGCAGUGCUGGAAAUUAUGACUUCAAGAACGGGGUUAUUCAGAUGAAUUCUGAAUCUCAAAAUUCUCACUCUUCUGAUUGUAGCCAUGGAAAUGUAUUAGGUUUGAUCUUCAAGUUUGCAGAAAUUUCAUGGGAAUCACAGUGCAAGGUAGUGGAGGAUGUAAAGGAGAAAUUGUAUAGUAGUGACCAAGGUUAUCUUUGGACAACUUCGGAUGAUUACGUAAAUCCAUUGAUCAAAUUUAUGAAUAAAGCAAGAGAACUGUGUAAUCUAAAAGCACAAAGAGAAGGGGCAGAAGUGCUUUUGGCAAUUUUGACUAAGAACAGGAAUGAAAUGCCACCCUUUCAAUUAGGAGACUCCAUUUAUGUGUUGACAUCCUACUUAGAUUCAGAGAUCACUGGAGAAGUCCUUGCAAUCAUAGAAAUUUUAUCUCAUGAACAGAGCUAUCAUUCCAUGAUGUUGGUUUCUGGUGUUCUUCCCUCCAUGUUAAAAGUCCUUCAAACUCACACUAGAGAGUUCCACAUUCUUGCUAUGAAGAUACUGAGUAAUCUAUCCACAGAUAGGGACAUAGGUUACCACAUGGUGUAUUUGGAUUACAUCCCAAAGUUGGUUCUAUUCUUAGAUGACAGACUUCUUUCGGUGUAUGUCAUUGAAAUUAUAAAGAAGUUAUGUAGCAUAGAGGAGGCCAGGGUUGGAGUUGCUGAUAACAUUGCUGCCAUUGGAAAACUACUAGAGCAAGGUGUAAAGGAACAAGAACAUGUAUUGAACAUACUACAGUCACUAUGCCAUGAUGGACCUCAAUAUUGUCAACUUGUAAUGAGUGAAGAAAUAGUUGAGUGUUUAGUCCAUCUAUCAGUAAAUGGAAACUCCAAGGUGAAAUCAAUUGCACUAGAGUUACUCAAGUAUUUCGGGCAGACGACAUGUUGUAGUGCCUCAGUACUUUCUACUCCUCAUACACUUAAUACCUCAUCAUCCCCAUGCGUCUCUAAAAGACAGAGACCAUCUUCCAGAGUGUUUUGGUUGCUGGGUAGGGAUAUGUCAAUAUUCUCGAAAGGCAGAUAGCUUUAUACUACUCUUCUUGAGUGACCCUAGAGAAUAGAGAAUGGAGAUGACCACACACAACACUCGAAAUUUCUAUUCCCACUUUGCAUUAUUAAUUGCAAACUUUUCUUUGCAAAAGUGAAAAAGCUGUGGCAUAGUGAAUAAAGAUCACCUAGGCACCUACUGCAUUGAAUUGAAAACAACUGAGUGCCUGUGCAACAAACAAUGUCAUAGCUAAGGCUAUUAUGGGGUUUGAACUUUUGGUUAAUCUUUUCAGAUGGCAAAAAAAGUUAAGGAACUUUUGCACGUAACUGAUAGGGUAAGGAGAUAGUUAAUUGACUAUCUAGAAGUGAUUUUGAUCUAUUGGCAGAGUUGAACUGAUGACUCAUGACACAGUGCUUCUCCUAGAUGUAUUUUUAGAUUGAGUAGGAUACAGUUAGUGUUAGAAGAGAACAAUUAGUUGUCUUAACAGUUUUGUUUCAGCUGUAAUUAGUUGUUAAUACUGUUAUUUUUCUGUUUUAGCUUUUUUUGGAUUCCAGCUCUAUCUUCCCUCCUUUAGCUUUGUACUCUUCUACUCUAUAAAUAAGGCUAAUUAGUAAUUUUUUUCCCCC
This is a messenger RNA of Cannabis sativa, 3129 nucleotides long. Its product is annotated as U-box domain-containing protein 5. Gene Ontology annotation, cellular component: nucleus; cytoplasm. Gene Ontology annotation, biological process: protein ubiquitination; cell surface receptor signaling pathway. The record is from RefSeq and is a predicted model, not a curated record. Bases 374 to 2539 code for a protein of 721 amino acids. Gene Ontology annotation, molecular function: ubiquitin-protein transferase activity. NCBI's taxonomy places the organism in Eukaryota, Viridiplantae, Streptophyta, Magnoliopsida, Rosales, Cannabaceae. The transcript is spliced from 7 exons.